This is a messenger RNA of Suillus plorans, 876 nucleotides long. RefSeq lists its product as uncharacterized. NCBI's taxonomy places the organism in Eukaryota, Fungi, Basidiomycota, Agaricomycetes, Boletales, Suillaceae. Gene Ontology annotation, biological process: DNA-templated transcription. The transcript is spliced from 3 exons. Gene Ontology annotation, cellular component: nucleus. Gene Ontology annotation, molecular function: zinc ion binding; DNA binding. The record is from RefSeq and is a predicted model, not a curated record. The annotation marks the transcript as partial.
CUUGUCAACAUCGCACGUACUAUGGGGCUCGGCGUCGACCCUGAUCUCACACCUGGCAAGUAUGGCCUGUAUGAGAGCGAGGCGCGUCGGCGGGCAUGGUGGGAUAUUUGGUGGUGGGAUGCAUAUACGUCCACUCUAUCUUCACGUGCUCCGCUCAUUCCUCUGCACGCGUUCAGCACCCGCCUGCCGCUUGAUGUUGACGAGGAAGUGUUCACGUCCGCGUGUACGUCUGCACCCCUCCUAAGCCCGACGGGCAAAGAGGGCGUGGGAAGGUGGUUUGGGAUGAGAGUAAGACUCGCGCAGCUCGUAAAAGACAUCAACUGCCGCACUUCCUUACUAUCAUCUCUCGAACAACCUUCAGCCCUGUUAUCCCUCGAGCACGCAUCCCAAUGCGAAACCGAGAUCAAGCAAUGGCUAUCAGAUCUCCCACCCGCAUUUCGGAUGGGAAACGAAGGUAUGGGCGAGGAAUCAUGCGUGCCUCCUCAGUCUAUGGCGCUGUCAUCCAACGCAAGCCAUGGAGGCACACCACCGACGCUCCUUGCUCAGCGUCUCGACAUAUUGAUGACGACGCAUAGACUGGCUAUGGGGUUGUACCUCCCGUCCUUACGUCCCCAUUCGUCCCCGUCAUCCCAAUCUGACUCUCACUCUAAUGCGAGACGUGAAACUAGCCCGCAGAUUCAUCAAGCACGCGUAGGCGCGCUCACAGCUGCACAUGGAGUCAUCAGAGCUGGGAGAGAUUUUGUCGAGCUUGCGUGUACGCGGCCUGAUUUGGUACGGAGGAAGGACGGGCUUGGAUUAAGUCUUUGUUGCAGCCUCGUCUAUGAUGUUCAUUCAGGUAUACUAUUUUUCGUUCCCUUCUUCACUUCAGUUUUCUGA